AAUGGAUUUUCAUGAUUAACUUGAUUACUAUUUAAAUUUAUCUUGGUUAAUUAUCAUUGAUCAUGGAAACGUAAUCAACAUCAGCCUCUAAUGGCUUAGUAAUCACCAUGGAACUCAAUUCCUGUUAAUCAGCUAAUUGUUUCUCAAUCUUUUCAAGGUUAACAGUUAUGCCAUCUUUAAUUAACAGUGAUUCUAAUAACAAUCAAUCAUCUAAUUCGUCAACAAUUAGAGGUGACACACCCCAAAGGCCCAAUGGAAUCACAUCGAUUCAUGCUGCUGGAAUCACCGAAGUUCAUGAGGUCCCGAUGGACGUAAUUAUCAGGCCAAUUCCUCCGAUUCUGGACGAGGACAAAGUUGAAAGUCUAAUGGAAACAUUGAAGGAAAUUGAUGAAAGUAAAAUCCCACCGAUUGAUGUACUUUGGAUUAAAGGAUCUGAAGGUGGUAAUUAUUAUUACUCCUUUGGUGGUUGUCAUAGAUUCGAGGCUCAUAAAAGAUCAAGAUCAUCGACAAUUAAAUGUAAAUUGGUUCCAUCAACAAUUGACGAUUUAAGAAUUUAUUUAGGAUCAUCAACACCCGAUCUUAAAUGAUUGAUCAGUCGCGAUUAAGGUUAAUCUCUUUGGGGAUUAAAUAAUCUGCAUCCUUGUUGUUGAAUAACUUGACCAAUUUGGUUCCUAAUGGAUUUUAAUUGUCAUUACCAAUUAUCAUCAAAAUACUUCAAUAAUUAGUGUACGUUGUGAUUAACACGUUGACUUUAAUUGUCAGUAAUUGAUUUUGUUCAUCAUCAGUUUCAUCGGUAAUCAAUUAAUUUGUUUAGUGAGUAAUUAUUUUUAAUUGUCUCUUUUUUUUUUGGUUAUUAUUAAAUACCAACUAACAAUUAAUUUGAAACAAAAUUAAACCUUGAUUAUUUUGUUA
Panonychus citri (citrus red mite) is the source of this 912-nucleotide messenger RNA. RefSeq names its product putative sulfiredoxin (gene Srx). Gene Ontology annotation, cellular component: cytoplasm. Gene Ontology annotation, biological process: cellular response to oxidative stress. The record is from RefSeq and is a predicted model, not a curated record. Gene Ontology annotation, molecular function: sulfiredoxin activity. The transcript is spliced from 3 exons. Bases 168 to 587 code for a protein of 139 amino acids. NCBI's taxonomy places the organism in Eukaryota, Metazoa, Arthropoda, Arachnida, Trombidiformes, Tetranychidae.